Didymodactylos carnosus is the source of this 603-nucleotide messenger RNA. The record is from the annotation of a GenBank genome assembly. Lineage: Eukaryota; Metazoa; Rotifera; Eurotatoria; Philodinida; Philodinidae.
AUGUUAGCUACGACAGCGCCUGAUCCACCGAUCAUAUUAAAACGACAAGUUAUUGGACGCCCUGGUAUCUGCGGUUCCCUAUAUGAUGCAAAAAGAGACACAAUCGACGAAAUUCCAAGAGAAAGGACAAGAUUAUCAAUAACUCGCAGUAAAAUCUAUCAGGGACCCGAAUGUUAUUCUUAUACUGGUGCUAGUACAGAUGGUGAAAAAUUAAAACAACUUAAAUUAAAUAAUGCAGCUGCACUCAGUGUUCUAUUUCGAGUAGUGCCAGAUUUAAAUGAACAUUCGAAGUAUAUUUAUUCAAAACAAAAUAAUCGCACAUUCACUAUAACCUUUUAUCACUGUACAGAAGAGGUAUCAAUCACAGAUAAGGAACAGGUUGUUAAGGAAAAUGCUAGACGAGCUCAUUCAGCGACCCAUAUUAUCACAGGUGGUAUCAAGUGCGGAGUUAAAGCAAUAGCAACUUUCGAAUUAGAUUCUAUUGCAUCGAAAGAUCAGUCAAUCAACAAUUUGGUACAACGAAUGUGUGAUUAUCUUCGUAUGCCUGACUGUAAUUACGAGGAUUUCUUUAAAAAUGAUGAAAACAAACUCACGGAAGAUUAA